CAAAGCAGUCAAUAAACUACAUCAUGACCUUAAAGUAGUUGUGCCUCUGUUUUUAUCAUUGCUAGAGCUAAGUAGAAUCAUAUUAUAAGUAUCGGAUAGUAGAAUUGUGUCGUAGUAUCUCGCACGUGAUAAUUGUGUCGUCGUAUUCUUCGUUGUUUCCUUGCGCUCGCUUACCUAUCAGAGUCAAAUCGACUCAUCGAACAAUGGAUUCUUCAAAUGACUGUAUCAGCUUCUGCUUCAUCUAUAGCUCUACAUUUCUAAAAUAUCUUCAGAGCUCAGUCACGCAGUUCUUUCCCAAUCCCAGCUCAAAGCCAGGGAGUAAUGUGCAAUCUGUAGACAGUUCUGGGGAAAAAUCUCAAGUGGGAAAAUUGAAAUGCAAAUCGUCUCUACAUGUAUAUGAUGAUGUGUCCUUGUUUGAUCUUGCUCACUCAAGGAGCCCCAUUUUGCCCUUUUUGAGUUCAAUAUGUGCGGAUUUGAAUUUUCGUUAUCAACAACAAGUAAGUAUGUCAACUGUCAUCAUGAGUUGUUAAGUAUUUACAUGUCACCACCAAGCAUAUUCAAAUUAUAUCACGAUAAUGCAGCUAAUCAAUGUUCAUGAAUGAUUUUCAAUGAUGAAAAAACUAACCUGCUGUGACCCCUUCCUUGGUAGCAGACCCAAAAAGCACUAUUUUUGUAGGAGAGGGAGACAAUUAUUUGUCUUCCGUAACGACCUGACCCCGGCCGAGAGGCGCGUUUCAGGGCCUCGAAUGGUCGGGGUGUGCUGCACCCGCUGCCAGCCUUCCGGGACCAUGGUGCUGCGUUGGAUGACACUUCCGCGAUGGCGGCGAUUUGGGUUGUUUUUUCUCUACGGCGGCUUCGCUGCUCACCACGUGGCUGCCACUGAACAAUCGCGUGUUGACGAGGCACGAACAGGAGCAGCUGCAGGUGACAAGAAGACUAGUACUUCAAAAGCGCCACAUCAGACUGCGAGUCCUCGAAGCAAGAAAGUCGUGCCACAACAUGUCGGGGGAGAUCACGCUUUGGGCGAAAACAAAGCAACAACAACAACUAUUACUUCCAGAAGUCAGGAGGGUCAAACGGAAAUGAAGCAUAACGAGACAAUCAAGAACGUCGACAAACUAACAAAAAGGCCGUCGACUUACCAUGGUGGGCGCGAGGACUCCGACUGCGCGGCCGGGGACCAUCUCGAAAUGCGGCCGAGACGAGAUUUUGAGUCGGUGCGAGUACAUGACGAGAGCGCGACACGUCGUCACCGUCAGAGAGAAUCGGACUUGCAUACUCUGGGUGGAACGAAGAAGGCAAAUAAUAGUACAGGAGUACUAGUUCCGCAGCAGAUUAAAAGCCAACAAACUCGAGUGUACAACAAGGCAAAAAAAGUACCACGCCGCAGAGAUGACAAAGGUAUUCCACCAUCGCGGCAUUUCAGUCCAGUUUUUGACUCAGCUCAUGGGCCUCGUGCGUUGUGGAUAGAGGGCACCAUCAGAAACGCACCACAUGCUUCGUCGGGUCGUCAGAUGAACAAUCUCAUGACGCCGUUUUUAGAGCAACUUUUGGCCCAGUCCUCACCGGUUAACAACAGCACACCAACUCGAGCACGCUUAGAUCAGCAGCAGAUGUCUCCUUCGUCACGCCAUGCUAUUGACUACCUUGAGUUUUUCCGUUCUUUCACGAAGGAGGAUGGGCUCCUGCUGCAGCCGCGCCUUUCCGGAAGCGCGGUCGCAACGACUACGACAGGGGAGCACCAGACAGCUGAGGGGCUACCGAGUGGAGAUGUGGGCACGAUUAGCACAUCUAGAAGUUAUUGGCACGCAGAUGCUAACCCAGUCCCGUUUCCAAACACCACGUCGUCUAGUAUGAGUUCGCUGACGUCGAAAGUGAUUCGUCCAGAGGAUGAACAAUAUCAAGAUUGGCUGCUGCUGCGGCACAGAGCUGCUACACUUUUUGAGGACUUGAGAGAGUCUAUUCUAGCAGGGGAGUUUCGGCCAGGGAAAGUCCAGUUCCACAACCAAACCGUGCGCAGUGUCUGCGAGUGGCGCUUUUGGAGCUUUUUAGGUAACGAAGAUGAAGACGGACAACUAGGUGGUGAUCAUGGCUAUGCGGCUUCAAAUAGUUCUUUAUUACGACCGUCACCUGAUGAACCAGAAGAUGACGGAGUCGACCAUCCUGAGGAGUACUUUGACGAAGAUGAUGAAGAUAUUAUCGACACUGUCUUCAACUUUUUCUGGCCUUCGUCUUCCAUUAAGGAUGUUGAACUAGACGGUGAUCGUAUCGACAUGGAAAACGUGUCUGGUCCCUUUGAUCUGUUGCAGAGUUCGCAGCAGAACAGAACAGUAGGUGGCUUCGCGAUAUCAUCUGACUUGCUUGCCGCGGCGUGGCAAACGGUUCACGACUCGAGCAACAGGCAGGAUCAGAACCGGAUUUACCAGCUCCUUUUAUGAGCACAAGUUGGACUCGGAUUUGUAAGCUUUCUUGACUGGUAUCUUGAUAACACUCUCCACAGGUUCGUCAAAGAAAUUAGGGUAGUCUACAUAGUACAACUACAAGAUAAAAUCCUUUCACUGCUACUUCUAAUCGAACAAGGAGUACUAGUGGUUUUUUUCACAAUAUUUCUUGGGAAACUGUCUCGACCUCGCUGUCACUCGUCUCUAAGCAGGAAGAAGUUUCUCGUCGAUGGAAAGAAACUGUGUGACCGCGAAACACGCCUCUUUUACGAAGCGGAGGCCUGGAUGGGGCAACCACACGCUUACAACAAUGCUGUCGGUCGAACGUUGGAUUACAUCGCUCACACAGGCAUCUACACGACGUCAUUGCUGGGACCGUCUCACGACGGAGAAUCGCAACCACUGAAGGUAAUUGGGGAACAAAAGGCAAGCGAAGCGGGUGAUUCUCCUAGUGCCACCGCCACUUUCUUGACGAUGGAACUAAUGGACCCGACGGCAGCGUCUGCGUUGCCUGCGCUGUUACAGGAUGCUGACAUGGUCCGGAGCCUUUUCUUGUAUCAGGAUUCGGCGACCUCGUCUUCCACGACGACAGACUCCGAUUACGAGGCUCCUCCCGGACUUUUUACUACGAUUUUUUCUGUUACUACCUCGCUGAUGCCGUCUUGGUUGGAGUCGCAGAAAUCAGAAGGCGCUUCCUCUGCGGCGGCACCUGAGGCGGGCGUUUUUGGAGCCCUUCUUUCUGGCUGUACCUCUAUCGUCGGUCAGUUCUUCAUGUUCUUCGUUGAGCAAGGCGCAGUCGGGCAUCGACCCCGCAAACAGCAGGAGGCGAUGCAGUACCCAAUGACGAGAAUGGAGGUGCCGGGUGCCGAUGUUCUGGACGAAUGGUUUGCGUCCAACGCUCACGCGCAGCUGGAGGAGGAUCCAGACCUGUUUCGCUAUUGGCGCGAACUCGUUCAUGAGGAGGAGCGCGCCGAGGAGGAACGGCUCGCCAACAUUCAAGCGGAGACGGACUCCACAGGUGAGCAGGACGAUCCUGACGAUGAAGAAGCGACGAGCAAGCCCUCCGGAGCUAGCAUUGCAGCGUCACCAUAUCCGCCAAAUUCUGUUGCGUUCUACUUGUCAACAUACGUUUUGGGCAACUCCAUCGCGGGAAUUCUCGGCAAAAUUUUAGAUCAGGUAAUCGCAGUUUCUGUUUACGGGGAGUUUAACUUGGCAGCUGCUGUGGCUUAUCUGUCAGAACGAACGAUGGACCUUCUCGCAGCCACACCAGACGAAGAGGAGGACCACGACGAGGAGCCAGAUUCUAGUGCAACCCAAGAAGGUGACGAGCAUCAGCGGCAGCCGCGAGCACCCAAGAAAGCGCGCAAGCAAUAUUUUCAGCCCCCUUCUCUAUGGUAUAGCAUGCCUCUCGUCGUUUGGGAGGAUCUCUUCGCCGUUGCGAAAUAUCCUUUAGGAAGUAGCUCUGGAGGGCAGAUGCAACCUCAAACUCAAGAUAUUAGUAUGUCCAGUUCGUCAUCAGUUGCGCGUGGCGUGGAGGAAGCGUCGGCGUCCUCGGCAGCUGCUAGUGAACCAAACCCUGUUGCAACGAGUGAGCAGACAGACGUGGCGCAGACUGAACCUCGUGCACCAGUCGGAAGUGACGGUCGCGACGAUGAUGACGAGCAAACACUAGAUGAGUCGCGCAGCAGUAUUACCAGCGAUGUAAAGGAAAAUGACGAUGAUCAGCCAGGCGCAGGGAGCAUGGAGACGACGGAAGUACAGGUACAGCAGACACACGCAGAAGUAGACCAGGGACAAGCAGGCCAUGCUAGUUUGAACUACUACAAUGCCGCAUCAGCGUCUGCACCUCCUAGCCGCGAGGGCGAGACAUCAUCAUCCGUACUGGGAGAUUGGAUUCGUGGUCGAUGGAGCUUGCAAGGUGCGAUCUGCAGUGGGAUGUGGAGUCUAGUGGAAUGGUAUGCACAGUACCAUACGUGGUGCUUUCGCGGUUUGGCAGAGUUUCUCGGUCUCGACGUCGACGAAUUUUUGUCCAGUCUCGAACCAUACUUCGGAGAGUUGGUCGUUGCUAGUCCUGUGAGUCGCGAAGCGCAAGUAGCUACUCAGGGAGCAGAUGAAGACGAUACGCGGGAAGAUUACGGAAGGGAAGCAACUGUUCACGUAGCACGAAAAGGUGGGAACUUCUCGGGCGACCAUGCAGCUGAAGCGUCCAGUUCUGCGGAGACGUCUUUCGCACAUAAAAAUGUAGACGAUGAGGUUGAUGACGACGCUCACUGGGCCAAAAAGAGUGAUGCCUACGACCGGAUAUUGUACUACCUGGAACAAAACAUAGUAGAAUCACCACAAGCCACGACGACGACAUCGACGGAAACAUCAACUUCAUCUGUCGUUGAGACAAAAGAGGCUGGCCAAGUAGAAGAUGACAGCGGAGAUGAACCACAACACAUCAAAAUCAUGAGGAAGAGGACUACUGGUCGUGGUAGAAUUAGUGCUGAUGAUGUUGAUGUUGCACUAGAACGAAGCCAGAGCAAUGGGACAGAAGAUGAAGAUCAUGAUGCCAGUAGAAGUACGGAACAAGAUCAGCAGAAGGACGAAGAUGAGGGUCGAAGGCGGACGGAGUACCAGUACCACGAUUUUCAAGACGGAGAAGACCACAGGACUUACAGUGCUCAAGGUAUCGAUCUCAACGAUGAUUAUCCACCUGCGACAGAGGAGCCUGCUUAUCAACGCACGACUCCAGGUCUAGAAGAAGAAAGCCACGAUCCGUCCGUCGUGGAUGAGCAAAGACGUCUUCGUGCCGCGGAGGAAGCGCGGGUCUUCAAUGAGCGCCAAGUGCGUCGUAGCGGACAAACUGCAAAUAAGACCAGCACGGACUACGAUGUAGUGCGCUCGUCGUCAACGAGCAGUGGUAAUCCGUCCAGCACAGCAGACGGAGCAGCAGGGAGAUCGGAAGCGGACCGGAAGUGGAGGGAACUCAUGCUGGCACCGCUGUUCAAAGAGGAGCCGCGCGCAAUUCAGGUGGACGUACUCGCUGACACUCCGCGGUAUUCCUCACCCUUCUCGCUUGUCGACUUACAACCUUGGUAAGGUGGAGGGUAUUAGCGCCAUGGAGGGGUGCUCGGCGUCGGCACCUCGAAAAGAGGCGAAUUGGGAGACAUCGAAGAUUUUUUGAGUCGACUGGAGCAGUGAAUUAGUUUGACUGCUUAUCAUUCUUGUUGGAAUUAUGUUCAUUGUCAUAAACGAAAUAUCAGGACUAAGUGGACGAGGAUGUAUCAAAACUGGUUGUACACGCGCAAUCAGAUGAACAGGCGGGAUCACUAAUAUCUAUAGAUACCGUCAGUUUAUUCGCAGCAUUUUGUUCUUGGUUUUCUCAUACAACGAACUGAAAGAGUACCUAACAUAGAGAGUCUGAAGUACAACUACAUCAGGCAUUUUUUGUUCUUGUUGUUCUCAAGGCACGAUACUACCGACGGAAGCUCCCCUGUCCCCCAAGUGUAGUUCAGAAACACCUGAAUGUGGGAUGGCACCAGUGAACUUGCUCUUUCAUUGAAAUAGAAAUUAAUUUGAUGUUUUGAUUGUUACGAAUACGAGGCUGCACCAUUAUUUAAUUUUUUCUUUUUCUGUCAUCACUAAUGAAUGUCAAAGUUAAACGAUCUCAACACGGACGCAAGAUACUUUGUGCAUUAAUAUUUAUCUACAUCUUUUUAUCUAUUAGUAUUAACCUGCUGACAAUGAUCCAGAGGUAUCUACCUAUCAACGAAAAAACAGUUGCACGUCCCAGGUUGUGUUGUACAGAAGAUAAAUAGAAGAACAAACACGAUACAAAAACAUCAAUGAAAAUGAUAAAAAAGAAUCUCUGAAAUAUCCCAGAUUAAAAACGAAGUAUGGACUAUCUCCUUGUUUUGAGUUCGAAGAAAACCCCGGAGUACUGUGGCCAUAGGACGAGUUUAUUCCUUGUAUGUUCUCUUCGCUGUGAACGCUUGUGUGUUCCAUGUUUCUAGAACGACGAGGCGGAAACGAGUGCAUUGAUUGAGUGAAUCAAUUCAAGGGUUUUAUUUCGGAUGCAUGGAUGUAGGCUAGCAGCAGAACUACCAACUAGGCACAUACCGCCUUGAGUUCCUUAUCGCACCAACCUCGAUAUAUAUCAGAGUAGUUUAAUUAUAGCACGCAUGGUGCAUGGAGUAGCAUGGAGUGCAUGGAGCGCAGAG
This is a messenger RNA of Amoebophrya sp. A25, 6646 nucleotides long. NCBI's taxonomy places the organism in Eukaryota, Dinophyceae, Syndiniales, Amoebophryaceae. The record is from the annotation of a GenBank genome assembly.